AUGGUUGCUGUUCUCGUCGGUGUAGCGACAUUUUACAAGGGAACGACCAGCCUUUUAAGUAGAACUCCUAAAGAACGUAACGGUCCAUCGAGGGAUCUUGUUGCCGAUUUGACACUUGGAAUGCACAAAGGUGGCGCCACAGGUACAUGCCAAUUACAGAAAGCCACUGCAACUUACAUGGUAGAGGAUUUUUAUGACAAAGUUAGGUUUACUAAAGACCCGAGGAAUGGUUUAUACAUUAUCAAUGAAACAGAACGUGUCUUUGCUGACCCUCUGUCUAAGAAAAUCAUGAAUCAGUCAGAACCAUUGACUGUCAUUGUUGUCCCUCAUUCUCACAACGACCCUGGCUGGCUUUGGACGUUAAAGACUUACUAUGAUGUCAGGACAAAGCAUAUUUUAUCCAACACUGUCAAAUUUCUCACAGCAACACCUGAUUUCCGGAUGAUCUGGUCGGAGACUAUAUUUUUACAAAUGUGGUGGCAAGAAGCUACUCAGCAAGAAAGAUCCCAACUAAAGGCACUUCUGAAAAAUGGUCAACUGGAAAUACUGUCCGGGGGCUGGGUGUCCGUCGACGAAGCGACCACUCACUAUACAGCUGUUCUUGACCAAUUAAUCGAAGGUCAUCUGUGGAUUAAGGACAAUCUUGGAGUGGUCGUUAAUACGAGCUGGUCCAUUGAUCCGUUCGGUUAUUCUUUAACACUACCAUACCUGUGGAAGAAGUCCGGGAUGUCCAACAUGGCUAUACUACGUAUACACGGUGCUGUUAAAUCCUAUAUGGGAAAUCGGCAACUUCUCACGUACAAUUGGCGACAGCCAUGGGACCUCCACGGAAUACAUGAUAUAACGUGUCACGUGGAACCUUACACUUUGUAUAACAUUGAGUAUAGCUGUGGUCCAAAUAUGAAUCUUUGUAAGCGGAUGGAUUUUGCUCGGGAACCAGAUUUCCCACCAGAAAGCAACCAGAAAUUUGGUUACCAGCGUGGAAAUGGAGGACAAACCUUUGAACAGCUAGCUAAAUUAAUUGUCGAGCAGUAUCGACUUAAGGCCACUCAAUAUAGCCACAAUGUCAUUUUGAUGCCACACGGGGACGACUUCCGUUACAUCAGUGAUUACGAAUGGGAACGACAGUAUACGAAUAUGAAGCGUCUCAUCAUGUUUGUUAAUUCUAAAAAGGAAUGGAACCAUGGUCACGUAUAUGUAGGACUUCCUGAAGUUCUUGGAGCUCUUCAGAAUGCCCGGCGAACGCAUGGGCUCGUUCAGCACCAUGAUGCCAUAACAGGGACAUCCGCUCACCCAACGGUGUUAGAUUUCGAGAAAAGAGUGUUCGAUGCCAUUUCUAAGUUACAGCAGGUUUUGGGCAAGAGUCUGCAGCAGCUUCUAACCACGUCAACCCUAGGAUCACCCAUAGAACCUCUUUAUAUUCAGUCUUCUCCAGAUGCGAUGCUCAACCCCAAAGUUUUACAGCUCAGAGAGAGCGGAUCUAACCUCAUCUUCAUCAAUGCCUACACACAAAGACGGAAUGAAAUACAGAGCAUUCUUGUCAAUGUUCCGGAUGUGAACAUUUUUGACGAAACUGGUAAAUCUAUCUCGGUUCAGAUUAAUCCAUACAUUGCUGACAAUACCAUGGGCUCAGUAACAGUACUUAAGUCGUAUCGAGUAUAUUUUGAGCUUUCUAUCGCUCCUUUGUCCUGCGUAACGUACACUGUUAAAAAAUCUAAAUCGCCUUCAAUCAUAAUGCCUACGAUUUCCAUGUAUAACGGGAAACUUAAGCUGCCAGAACCUUCACUUUUUGAUGUUCGAGAACACCAAGGAAAUGCAAGUAGAUUGCUGAAGAUCGAGACUCCACAUCUGGUCACAGAAGUUUCUUCCGUCACCGGAGCGCUUCAGCGAGUGUGUGACAAAGUCUCGUGUGCCGUCCUCAACCUGGACUGGGUCACCUACCAGACCGGGAACAGUAACGCGUAUACCUUUGGCACUUCCAUAAAAGGAAUAGAAAGCCUUUUGGGAACAGCGCGUCCGGUAGUAGUGGUUUCUGGUAAAAUGGUUACUCAGGUGAGGAUAAUUCAUGCUCACUUCCACCACGUUGUUACACUGUAUCAUACGGAAGGUAUUCAGGGUAGGUCUGUAUACAUCGAUAAUAUAGCUACCCUCAAUCCCGAUACUAAUCCAGACGUGGAGUUGAUGAUGAGAUUCAAGACCGAUAUCGUUAAUGAAUAUGGUCGAUAUUUCACAGAUUCCAAUGGAUUCCAACUAGUCAGCAGACGUUAUAGAAGUGAACUUCCUGUUGGGGCAAAUUUCUACCCAAUCACAUCCAUGGCGGUACUUGAGGACAAGUCGCGCCGACUGACUAUACACGUGGCCCAGCCUCACGGCGUCGCAAGUCUGAGAGAUGGGCAACUCGAUAUCAUGAUGGAACGCAUACCUAUGAGUAAAGGAAAGGGUCUGGAAGAAGCAGUUGUGGAUCAGAAACCUGCUCCAAGUAAAAUGGUGUUGUCACUGGAUCACGUUUCUUCCUCGAGGCCUUCACAGAGUGAUAACAAAGACUUCGUGGAGUUUCCUUCUCUAACUGCACAUUUGAUAAACGAUCACCUUCAGACUCCCAUUCAGACUUUCACAGUAGCCCAGGUACAGUCCUCAAUUAUUCCUUCUAUCACCAUGUUACGUCAUACAUUACCGCCUGACGUCAUCUUCUCCAACGUGAAAACGCUAAUGACGGAUGGACUAGGCUUCUCUGGAACAGGUGUGACACUUCACAAAAGACGAAAUUCGUGUGUAUUCGCAAACAAUGACGUCAGUAAGGCACCGAUUGACCUUAAAGCCAUAUUUAAUGACAUUGAAGUCGACCAGCUAGAUAAAAUGACGUUAACACAUGUACAUUUAGAAAAACAGAUGACUGGUCAACAAAAUAUUCACCUCGAGUCCGGUGAAAUGGACUCAUAUUACAUCAGAUGGAAAUGA
Ylistrum balloti is the source of this 2958-nucleotide messenger RNA. RefSeq names its product alpha-mannosidase 2-like. The transcript has 2 exons. NCBI's taxonomy places the organism in Eukaryota, Metazoa, Mollusca, Bivalvia, Pectinida, Pectinidae. Gene Ontology annotation, molecular function: alpha-mannosidase activity; carbohydrate binding. The coding region runs from base 1 to 2958 and encodes 985 amino acids. Gene Ontology annotation, cellular component: Golgi membrane. Gene Ontology annotation, biological process: protein deglycosylation; mannose metabolic process; N-glycan processing. The record is from RefSeq and is a predicted model, not a curated record.